Messenger RNA from Linum trigynum, 1107 nucleotides. NCBI's taxonomy places the organism in Eukaryota, Viridiplantae, Streptophyta, Magnoliopsida, Malpighiales, Linaceae. The record is from the annotation of a GenBank genome assembly.
AUGGCCUUUACUCAUGGUCAGAUGCAUGCUAAUGCUCUGUUCAAAAACCAAAGUUUUCGAAAUGCUGCGACCUAUUCCCGAUAUCUUCGUAGAUUUCGAGAUCGUCCUCUUUAUCCCUCCUUCUUCAUUCAGCCUGCUACCUUCUCAAAGUAUGAGAUUGAUAUUCCUGUAUAUCUUCGGCGACUUGGUUGGAGCUCUCUGGUCGAGAACUUGCGCUUCAGUCAGUGUCCUGAGGCUGUUCGCUUGUUCUAUGUCAAUCUUCGAUGUGGACCAGGAAGUGACCCUUCCUAUUUCACCACAUUGGUGUAUGAUUAUGAAAUCAAAGUUACUCCUGACCUGCUAGCCUCGCUUCUGGGACUUCCACAUGACGGCUUGAAGGCUGGGUCAGAUAGAGACUUUUAUCAUUUCGGGUUUCGGUUCGACGAAACUCUUCAGUCUCUGGCUCAUGAUAUUGGGCGCUGGUUUCCCUCUCAGCUCUCUGUUGGGCGCAUGCCUGAUGACCUAAAGGUGCUCCAUUUCUUUUUGACUCGCUGUUUUCUCCCUCGAGAUCUAUCCAGCACUGAGUUGCUUCAUUCGACUUAUCUUUGGGUGCUAUAUAAUGCACGAGCUGGACGCCGGAUCAGCUUUGCAUCACUAAUGUUUUGCCAUAUGAUCAGAUUUGGCAAUGAGUAUUAUAGUGGGCCUCUGCCAUUUGGUCCCCAAAUCACUCGCCUCAUCUCCCGGUUGGGGAUUUACCUGCGUGAUAAGGUUGUAGUCUGUGAUAUUCUGGAUGACCUACGACCCCAGCAUGUGCUUGCUCGCCUUGACGCACUGGUUGGCCCUCGAAAGCCUGUCACUGGCUCAGGGGGAGUAAGCAACCAGCCUACAGAGCAUGAGCAUGCUACUGCUACUGCUACUGCUCUGGAGGAUGCAGCAGCUGCAACCUUCAAACAAGCUGCACAUUCUAUGUGUGGACCUAAAUGGAGGAAAUGGUUAGAAAAGGAUCUGCUGCUGCCUAGGUUUGUGUACGAGUCUAAUCAGAUCAAUGAUCCGAUCAGUUCAGACUCAGAGUCGGACGAUGAGGACAGAAUUUCAACCUAUGCAUCACCACCUAAAUACCCUUUUUGA